This is a messenger RNA of Striga asiatica, 675 nucleotides long. NCBI's taxonomy places the organism in Eukaryota, Viridiplantae, Streptophyta, Magnoliopsida, Lamiales, Orobanchaceae. The record is from the annotation of a GenBank genome assembly.
AUGUCUUCCACAAAAUAUGGUGUUGUUGGUGACAGGAGAUAUUUCAUACACGUGAGUUUGAGUCUGACAAGGAUAGAAGGGGAUGAUAACAUUAGAAUUGUGUUUGUGGAAGUUUUCAACACUUUUGAACCUUCUAGUUUGUCUAUUGAAGGUAGAUGGGUGGAUCAAGAUGAGAGUGACACUGACACUAGAGUGAUAGUGGGAAGUGUGUCUGAGAGUGGGAGUGCUAGUGACAGUAAUAGUAAGAGUGAGAGUGGGUCUAAGAGUAACAGUGGGAAUAAUGUUGUUGGUGUAGAGGGUGUUAUUCAAGAGAAUAAUCUCGUUGGUAGUGGGGUUAGGAAUCAUAAUGAUGUAGGUAAAGAUAAUAUUAUUGGUGUAGAGAGUGUUACUCAAGAGGAUAAUAAUGUUGGGGUUGGUAGUGGGAUUAAGAAUCAGAAUGAUGUAAAUGAGGAUAAUCUUAGGGUGUUACUUAAGAGAAUAGUCUUAUUAGGUGAUUAUGACAUGAGGAAUGCUAGUAGCGAAGAUGAUGAUGCAUUAUUCUUUGAGCAUGUAGAUACAGGUGCCAAUGGAGAGGAUGAGUCAGAGUCCAAUAAUAGUAAUAAUGAAGAUGUGAUAGAUGACUUAGUUGAUAGUGAAAAUGAGCCAGAGCUAAAUACUCUCAUCUUCAAUCCUUAA